Aspergillus vadensis CBS 113365 is the source of this 619-nucleotide messenger RNA. RefSeq lists its product as uncharacterized. The transcript has 4 exons. The record is from RefSeq and is a predicted model, not a curated record. Bases 200 to 619 code for a protein of 139 amino acids. NCBI's taxonomy places the organism in Eukaryota, Fungi, Ascomycota, Eurotiomycetes, Eurotiales, Aspergillaceae.
GGCGGUUCUGGGGCGAUGUCGACAUCGAGGUAACCGGUUAGCACCCAGCGAAUCGCUCGUAAUGUCUCACUAUGAAAAGGCCUCUAAAGGCAAACGUCAGCUGUCAAAGGGCAGUUACUGAUUAUCAGUUAAGGUAACUAACAGUUAAUCAUAGACUCAAUACUGUAAGUUCAUGUUUGUUUCUGACCAUAGAUGAAACAUGCAGAUUGUCAAAUCCACAGGCAUAUACAUGUUAUUUUCGCCUGACUUGGGCUGGCUGAGCGCCUACCAAGGUGCGUUGAAUGGGCAGUCAUCGUCAUCCUCCAAUGCCAAAAGACACUCGUAUCAAACGAGGGUCCAACACCCAGCAGAACAAAACUCGGACCCUGCCUGGGACCUGCUGCAAGAGGCCAAGCCAGCCAAGAGCCAUACAGCAGUAGCAGCAGCAGUAGCCGCCUCCCAAAAGCACCCAAAUUCAAGGGUCCUGCCCCGUGGCUGCUUACUAGCCUACAAGCCUGACUCGCUGAGGGGUGGCGCCCGUUAUACUUUGCUAGACGGCAGUCUGAUCCUGUCACGCAUAUGUCCAGCGGCAUUUACUCAAGGAAUGAUCUUCUCUGCAGGCUGCGCCGCCGUGGUUUAG